AUGAAAGCUGCACGUUAUUAUGGUGCAAAAGAUCUACGUGUAGAAGAAACACCUAUCCCUUCUAUUAACAAAAAACAAAUUAAAAUUGAAGUAAAAUAUUGUGGAAUUUGUGGGUCAGAUUUACAUGAAUAUUGUUCUGGUCCAAUAGUAAUUCCGAUAAACAAACCUUAUCCACUAACGGGACAUUGUGGUUGCACCACAAUGGGACAUGAAUUUUCAGGUGUGGUUGUUCAAGUAGGAGAUGAUCUUAAUCCUGAUAAUAUCAAGAUCGGUGAUCGUGUUGUAGUAGAGCCAAUGUUUAGAAAUCCAAAUAGUUUUUUUACAAAACGAGGCGAAUUUAAUCUAUCAGAGCCAGGAGGUGGACUUGGUGUAACUGGAAAUGGUGGAUUUGCAAAAUAUGUAGUUGCCGAAGACUAUAUGGUACAUAAAAUACCGGAUAGUAUGACCUUUGAACAAGGUGCAUUGGUGGAACCUGCUGCUGUGGCUGUGUAUGCUGUUAAAAACAGUGGCUUACAACUAGGAGAAACAUGUGUCAUCUUUGGUGCUGGUCCAAUUGGUCUAUUAUGUCUUCAAGCUGCAAAGGCUGUUGGUGCUGCUCGCACUAUUGUUGUCGAUAUUGCUGAAAAACGUCUUGAGAAAGCACGUGAAUUAGGUGCUACAUUAGUGAUCGAUGGGAAGGAGGAAAAUAUUGCCCAAAAAAUUAAAAGUUAUACCGAUGGUCUUGGUGUAAAUGUUUAUUUUGAUGCAGCCGGUGUACAAUCAACAUUUACAACAGGUAUUGCGUCUUUGAGAAAAGGUGGAAAAGCUGUAUUAGUUGCAGUAUUUGAAAAACCAGUAACAUUGAAUGCAACAGAGCUGGUCUUUCGCCAGAUAACUAUUCAAGGAACUCUUGGUUAUCGACAUAUAUUUCCAGAAGUAAUUAGACUUAUUGAAAGUAAACAAAUGGAUGUUGAACGAAUCAUUACAAAGAAAAUCAAGUUAGAUGAUAUUGUCAAAGAUGGAUUUGAAGCUUUAUUAUCCAAUCCUUCGGAAAUUAAAAUUUUAAUUGACAUUGAUGCUAAUUAA
Molecule: messenger RNA, 1065 nt
Organism: Adineta steineri
Lineage: Eukaryota; Metazoa; Rotifera; Eurotatoria; Adinetida; Adinetidae
Source: the annotation of a GenBank genome assembly